Prorocentrum cordatum is the source of this 801-nucleotide messenger RNA. NCBI's taxonomy places the organism in Eukaryota, Dinophyceae, Prorocentrales, Prorocentraceae. The record is from the annotation of a GenBank genome assembly.
UCGGGCGAGGGCGCGGCGGCGACUCCCGCGGCGGCGACCGUCGCGACCGCGGCGACGACGACGGAGGGCAAGAUGAUGGCGGUCUCAGAGAUUCGGGCCAUGCACGUGCAGGGUGGGGACGACGCCAUGGCGUCGCUGGUGAUGAACAACCUCAUCGUGUCCCUUGAGGCCCACAUCGCCAAGCUCGCCUUUUUCGGGGAGCACCCCGCCACCCUCACGCCGGACACCAACUCCCACUUCGUCUACGCUGACCCCUACGGCGAGGUCCCGAAGCUGUACGUGCACAAGGGCGCGUCCGGAGUGGUGCUCAACUUGGCUGGCAAGGUGAGCCGCACGCCGACUGCUGGUUCCGUGUACCUGACCAGCGUGAGCAAGGUCGACUUGCACGUUACCCCGAUCGCCUCGUUCGACGACGACGCUUUCGUCAUCGGGUGGAUGGUCCCAGAGGUCACUGAGGCGAUCGUGGCCGAGGAGACCAAGAGCGGUCGCGGCGUGGUGAGGUGCUCGUUGCACAAGGCGACCGCGACGUGGAUCUACCAGUACCAAGACUUCGCCACCACGAAGUCGGUGACGUUGGACCUCCAGCUGUGGCAGCUGAAGCUGGACAAGGUGCCCGACGUGGAGGUCGCGAUGAGGUUGGUGAGGGAGUCCUGGCCCACUGACAGUCAGGGCCCCUUGUCCGUGGCCGCGCGGCCGAGGAGCCUCUGCAAGAAGGGGAAGGACAAGGGGUCGCAGAGCAGCGGCGCAGCGCAGGGCCUGUGCGCAGCUGAGCUGAAGCUGGUGAAGCACCUUUUGAAGUAG